CCCCCAGCAGGAGGAGGACUGGGGCUGGCAGAACAUUCGCCCGCCGCCUCCCUCCGCCGCGCCGGGUCAAGAGGGAAGCGCAGCUCGGCGGCGCCUGCCAACGCCCCCUGCCCUCCCGAGCCCCGAACAGAUCCGCUAGCUGGCCCGCGUAUCCCACCGCAGCUGCUCCCCUUCAGGAUGAGGCUUCCGUGCCUGGCCUGCCUGGUCAUCGUCUGCCUGCUUGUCGCACCGACGGUUCCCUCGGAAGCUCGGACGUUUUUAUCUCAGCAUCAUGCCUCAGAAUUCUUGGUCAGAAAACGUCGGGCAAAUUCCUUUGUGGAAGAAAGCAAGAAGGGAAAUUUGGAACGGGAGUGCAUUGAAGAAUUGUGCAAUAAGGAAGAAGCCAGAGAAGUCUUUGAAAACAACCCUGAAACGGAAUAUUUCUAUCCCAAAUAUUUAGAUUGCCUGGCCUCUCACCGAGCAGGACUUUUCAGGGCAACUCCAGUGACUUCAGAUGUUCCAGCUGACCUGAGGUCUUGUGUGAAGGUAAUUUCAAAUCAGUGUAUUCCUCUGCCAUGCAAUGAAGAUGGUUAUAAAGAAUGCAGAGAUGGCCAAGCGAAGUUCACCUGCAUCUGUAAGCCAGGAUGGCAAGGAGAGAGAUGUGAAGAAGAUAUAAAUGAAUGUGAAGAUCCAGUAAAUAGAAAUGGAGGGUGCAGUCAAAUUUGUAUUAAUUUUCCUGGAAACUAUCGCUGUUCCUGUGAAGAUGGUUACUUUAUGCUUCCAAAUAAAAUGAACUGCAGGGACAGGAAUGAGUGCAUGUUAGACCGAAACAUUUGUGGAACGGCACUAUGCAAGAAUACUCCUGGGAAGUAUGAAUGUGAAUGUGCAGAAGGUUAUGGCUAUAAUUCGACUACAAAGAAAUGUGAAGAUGUAGAUGAAUGUGCCGAAAACAUUUGUUCUCAAAUGUGUAUCAAUUCUCCAGGAAGCUACACUUGCUAUUGUGAUGGCAAGAAAGGCUUCAAGCUUGCUAGAGACAUGAAAACUUGUGAGCCUGUGCAAGAUUGUCUCACGCUGAAUCUUGAAACCAAUUAUGAAUUGCUUUAUCUGGCAGAGCAAUUUAUAGGGAUUCCUGUUUUAUAUUUAAGGUUUAGACUGCCAGAAGUUACAAGGUUUUCAGCCGAAUUUGAUUUUCGGACCUACGAUAAUGAGGGUGUUAUAUUGUAUGCUGAAUCUCCUGAUUAUACAUCAUGGAUUUUGCUUGCACUUCGUGAUGGGAAGAUUGAAAUUCAGUUCAAGAAUGAAGUGGCAACCAAAGUAACAGCUGGUGGCAAAGCCCUUAAUGAUGGCUUGUGGCACAUAAUCUCUGUGGAGGAAUUAGAACAUAGCAUCACUGUAAAAAUAGCAAAAGAAGCAGUGAUGAAUAUUAACAGUCCAAGAAAUCUUUUUAAGCCAUCCAAUGGCUUUUUGGAGACAAAGGUAUACAUUGCUGGUCUACCUCGCAAAGUGGACAACACUCUCAUUAAAGCGAUUAAUCCCCGUCUAGAUGGAUGCAUUCGUGCCUGGAACCUGAUGAAUCAAGGGAAUUCUGGUGUGAAAGAAGUCAUUCAAGAGAAACAAAGUAAACACUGUUUAGUAAAUGUUAGAAAGGGAUCUUAUUACCCUGGUACUGGAGUGGCAAAGUUUCAAGUUAGCUACAACAACAGCCUCAGCAAUACAGAAGAUUGGUUGAUAAAUUUCACUUUGACCAUUCGUCCAUCCAGAAGCACAGGAGUGAUGCUUGCCUUGAUUUCUGGGGAAACAGUACCUCUUGCUUUAUCAAUAGUAGAGUCCAACUCAUCAAACUCCCAGGAACUCAUUGUGUCUAUUGAGAAUGUCAUUGUUGCCCGUUUGGAGUCAGAGAAGUUAUGUACCUCGAGAAGAGUGCUAGUAGGACUCCGAAUCAGCAGGGAGUUGCUUGAACUUACUGCUGAUUCACAUUCAGAUAUCACUUACUUGGAUAAACAGUUUGGUGUCCUGGAUCAAGCAAUGAGGGGACCCAUUGAUACCUAUCUAGGUGGCAUUCCUGAUAUGCCAAUCGAUGCAACCCCAGUAACGCUUUUUUAUAAUGGUUGCAUGGAGGUGAAGGUCAAUGAGGAGCCCUUGGAUCUGGACGAAGCUGUCUUCAAGAAGAAUGACAUCCGAUCACAUUCGUGCCCUUUGAUUAUGAAUGAAAUGCAGAAUUCUGAAGUUGAUGAUAUCUUCUAAGAGAAUCCAGAUCGUUUUGUACAAAAUGGAUAGAAUUAGAAAUUGAACUGCAAAGAUUCUCCUUUUUAAUGGUAUAUUUUGAGAACCAAUAAAUUGUAUCCUUUUCCAGUAUAAAGGGAGAACACCAGGAUUAAUAUUCCAUCGAAGAAAUCUGUGUCAUAACAUCUUAGUUGAAUAGGCUACCUGUCAACAUGUAUACAGUUUAUAUUUGUAUUUUACUUAAUUUGUAAAAUAAAAUCAGAGAACACCUGCCUGGUCUCAAUAUUUGGUAUGUUAUAAUGUGGUGGCUGCAAAUUAACACUGAACAGAUGGAAUCAAGUAUUUUCUUUUACCUUAUAAAAUAAUUUUGCAUCCAGAUCCUAAACUAUUCUGUACCAAUAGAAGAGUUUGCUGUGACCAAAAUAGCCCAGGUGAGCCUGAUCUCGUCAGAUCACAGAAGUUAAGCAGGGUCGACCCUGUUAGUAAUUGGAUGGGAGAUCUCCAACGAAGAUCAAGGUUGCAGAGGCAGGCAAUGACAAACCACCUCUGUUAGCCUCUUGCCCAUGAAAACCUUGGCAGGGGUCGCCAUAAGUCAGCUAUGACUUGAGGGCACUCUGCACCACCAUAGAAGAGUUUACAGUCUCAUAUACAGAGAGUGUACCAACACCUAUGCUAUCAGCCUGUCACACAUAUGAUGAUGAUGCAUCAAGGGGAUUACAAUCAGAUAAUGAGCACACAAAUGUUUGAGAUUAAAGUACCAGUGAGAUAAUUGUAACAGACUAUAUAUAUAAAUUAUAUUAAAUGGAUCCAAUCUUUUUCCUAAGGUAGACAUACUAACAGCAGCAGCCAAGCUCAACCUUCUGUCAAAUACUUCCAGUAAUAAAGUAAGCUGUAUACUGUUUAUGUAAUCUUCUGUGUCAAAAGAUUGCCUUUUGUGGUAUAUUUCAGAUGAUACACAUUCGGCAAAAUGUGAAAGGGAUGUAUUUAAUAGUGGACAGAGUGAAAGCUUGAAUUCACAUUAAAGCCUGUUCUGCAUUCGAGGUGAGGGAUUCUAGUAUUGUAGUUCUAGUAAGAAUGAUCUGAACAUGAAUUAGUUUAGUGUCCUGUCGUUGUCAGAGAGCAGCUUUAGGGCAUCCAGUGACAGCCCGUUUUCUCACAGCACAGCAUACAUCUCCAUUAACUGAUGGUGAAUUCUCAUUUCUAAUUGGUAAAGUUAGAUAUUGCUUGAAACCAGCACACUGUAGCCAGAUGAUAAAUUGAACCAUAACUUAUAGUAUAAUAUUACUAUUCGUGCUGAAGGAACUGUGUAUGCCAAUGAGGUUUAUCUUUAACACAUUUACUUGGCUCCAUUGAAAUCAAUUGGACUUCCAAGUAAAUGUAUUUAGGAUUCUGGUACCAGUGCAUUAGAAUUUAAUGGUCUGGCACCUUAAUUCCAAGGUUCCAGCAACCUGAAAUGAUGACCAGAGCAAACUUGUAGCCUAAAAUCAGCUUUAAAUACCAAUCCAAAUUUUACUUUCCUGGGAAUAAGCUCCGCUGAAUAAAAAUGUGUCUUACUUCUAAAUGGACCUGUUUAGGACUGCUCACUUAAUCAGUGGAAAGUGAGUGUAUCUAAGGCAGGAUCCAAUCAUAGAAGGUGCUGGGAAAUUCAUGAUUGGAUCUUUCCAGUGGCUUUUUAACAAAACUACAGCAGUAUCAGGAACCCAGUUUGGAUCAGGAGUGUGCCAGGAUAGAAAACAGGUAAAUCUUUUCAUCCCUGCAUAGUUUCACAAAUUGAAACAAGGUUUUUAAUAUUUUAUAGCCCUCUAAAUAAAAAGUUGGGCACCCAUUUUUCUUAACUGGCAAGCAACAAUGCUGUGAUUAACAAAAUCAUACUACAGAUAAACGCCCCCUCAAGAGUGUGUGUGGUUCCAAUCCAAGCUAGAGCCAAUCCUUUAAAAGACUGGUGGAGAUUCAUGAUCUCUAACAGGUCUAGUUUAAUCUCAGAGGUAAACUUCUAGCCUAAAGACCAUGAUCCUAAACUGCAUGGAAUUCACUUUCAGAAGCUCUUGAAAUCUUGGUUCUCCAUACAUAUGCUUGCAUGUAGAAAUGUUCUUUUUCUACUGUGUUGCCAUCCUUGCACAAGAUUGCUGUGCCAAAUAGUUUUGGGUUUUUUAAAGUAUGAAGUGAUUUGGCAGAUGAACACUCUGGGCUCCUGGGAGAAAAGUAAGCAGGAAUAGAUGAUUGGAAAUGUAGAUCACUGGCAUGCACCUGAUCAGAUCUGGCUUGUUGUCACUAUUUCUAGAUAUAGAUGCAGUAAAAGUACAUAUUGCAGAACUGUGCCAGAAGAAGAGGGCUAAAUGCUUCUGUGUUGUGUUUUCUCAAAGCCAAGGAGGGUAAGGAAUAUUUAUAAAUAAAAACACAUGACAAAUGAGUUUGUUCCCUAUACUUUUAAUUGAUUUACAUUUUUUCCUGUAUUAAUAUUGUAAUGUGUUCUGAUUCUAAUGUAAAAUACUGAGCUGGAUGAAUUUUUUUUCCAAAGUGUAAAUGCUGGUCUAACAAAAAUAAAAGAGAAUUUGCAAAUA
This is a messenger RNA of Eublepharis macularius, 4763 nucleotides long. It is a transcript of the gene PROS1, whose product is annotated as protein S. Gene Ontology annotation, molecular function: calcium ion binding. Gene Ontology annotation, cellular component: extracellular region. Lineage: Eukaryota; Metazoa; Chordata; Lepidosauria; Squamata; Eublepharidae. The transcript has 15 exons. The coding region runs from base 178 to 2223 and encodes 681 amino acids. The record is from RefSeq and is a predicted model, not a curated record.